GAUACACGUUUCCGCUGUAUUAGAUGGUGUUUUGUGGCGUUUUGGGAAGCCCUGUGAAUUUACACAUAGAGUCCUGGGAAACAGACUGGUUGACCAUGGCAACCGACUCUCCGCGCAGACCAAGUCGCUGUGCUGGAGGGGUUGUGGUUCGAGCCCAGGCUGCUACGGAGCAGUCUUACAUGGAAAGUGUGGUGACAUUUUUACAAGACGUGGUUCCUCAGGCUUACACCGGGACGCCUCCAACCGAUGAGAAAGAAAAGAUCAUUUGGGUUCGGUUUGAAAAAGCCGACAUCAAUGAUGUGGCCCGUUCACCAGAGCUUUUGGAGAUGCACGGCAGCGGUGCUGAUCCACCCCUGUGUCUGAUGAUUGGCUAUGCAGAUGGACUGCAGAUCUGGAGCAUAUCGCUGAGCGGCGAGGCCCAGGAGCUGUUCUCAGUAAGGCACGGUCCGGUUCGAACUGCUCACAUCCUCCCUGCUCCUUAUAUCAGUCCUCUCAAGACUGACAGCUUUGCGGAGAAGCGGCCUCUUCUCGGGGUGUGCAAGAGCACCGGCUCCUCAGGGACUAGCCCUCCAUAUUGCUGUGUGGACCUGUAUUCUCUCAGGACAGGAGAGAUGGUGAAGUCUAUUCAGUUUAAAACACCCAUUUAUGACCUAUACUGCAACAAAAGGAUUCUUGUUGUCAGUCUCCAGGAGAAGAUCGCUGCUUUUGACAGCUGCACUUUCAUGAAAAAAUUCUUUGUCACAAGCUGCUACCCUUGUCCUGGUCCCAAUCUCAACCCCAUAGCUUUAGGAGGACGAUGGCUGGCCUACGCUGAGAACAAGCUGAUCCGGUGUCAUCAGUCGCGUGGCGGGGCCUGCGGAGACAAUGCUCAGUCCUACACCGCCACCGUGAUCAGUGCUGCCAAAACGCUGAAAACGGGGCUGACUAUGGUGGGUAAAGUGGUGACCCAGCUUACGGGCACCCUGCCCUCUGGAGCGCCUGACGAAGAGGGCACUGCCCACAGCAGCAUGCGCCGCACUGCCCACCAGCCCGGUGUGGUCACCAUCAUAGACACGCACGCCGUCGGAGAGGGCCAGGUUCUUGUGAGUGAAGACUCUGAUGGUGAAGGCGUGGUCGCUCAUUUUCCAGCCCACGAUAAGCCUAUAUCCUGUAUGGCUUUUAACCCAAGUGGCAUGUUGCUGGUGACUGCUGACACACUGGGCCACGAUUUCCACGUCUUUCAAAUUCUCACCCACCCGUGGGCCUCCUCCCAGAGUGCUGUCCAUCACCUGUACACCCUGCACAGGGGAGAGACUGAGGCUAAGGUGCAGGACAUCUGCUUCAGCCAGGACUGCCGGUGGGUGGUGGUGAGCACGCUACGUGGCACCUCCCACGUCUUCCCCGUCAACCCGUACGGCGGCGCACCGUGCGCACGCACCCACCUCUCACCGCGCGUGGUCAACCGCGUGAGCCGCUUCCAGAAGAGCGCCGGCCUGGAGGAGAUCGAACAGGAGCUGAGCAGCAAGCAGGGUGGCCGCUGCAGCCCCGUACCCGGGCUCUCCGGCAGCCCCUCCGGCUCACCCUUGCACGCUAAGGUCUCCAGCCAGGAAUCGUAUAACAACUUCACCAACAACAACAUGGGGAAUCCCCGGCUGUCUCCUUUGCCAAGCCUGACCGUGGUGCCACCGCUGGCUCAGAUCAAGCAGCCUGUGACCCUGGGCACCAUCACGAAGCGCUCAGGACCCUACCUAUUUGGGGCAGGAUGUUUUUCCAUUAAAACUCCAUGCAAAGCCAAGCCGCCCCCCCAGAUCUCCCCCAGUAAGUCCAGUGGAGGGGAGUUCUGUGUGGCUGCUGUGUUUGCCUCCUCCUGCUCCUGGUUCAUCACCAAUCCCAACAUGAAGAGAGAGAAAGAUCAGUCCCGCCAGGCUGUUGUUGACUCCCUCUACAUCGUGAGCUGCUACGGUAACCUGGUGGAGCACGUCCUGGAGCCUCGGCCAAUCAGCACAGCGCAGAAGAUAGGGGAUGACACGCCUCUGGAGCUGAACACCUGUCCUAGAGCCUGUUGGACUUUGGCCAGAACACCACAGUGGAAUGAGCUCCAACCUCCUUUCAACAGCAACCACCCUUUGGUUCUGGCCUCUGAUUUGGUGCAAUACUACCAAUACCUCCUGGCUGGCUUGGUGCCACCAGGAAGCCCUGGGCCCAUCACCAGACACGAGUCCUACGACAGCCUGGCGUCCGACCACAGUGGCCACGAGGAUGAGGAGUGGCUCUCACAGGUGGAGAUCGUGACCCACACCGGCCCUCACAGACGUCUCUGGAUGGGCCCACAGUUCCAGUUUAAGACCAUCCACCCCUCAGGCCAGACCACGGUCAUCUCCUCCAGCUCAUCAGUGCUGCAGUCCCAGGGGCCCAGUGACACGCAGCAGCCUCUGCUUGACUUCGACACGGAUGACCUGGACCUGCACAGCCUGAGGAUCCAGCCAGUGCGCUCGGAGCCCAUGAGCAUGCCCGGUUCCUCUCGCCUGGGGACUGAGCGCAGAACCCAGACCACUGUCAUCGAUAACGGUUCAGGCACUUUCGACCAUAGCGUGACCCUGCUGGAGGUGUGUGGCAGCUGGCCCGAGAGCUUCGGCCUGCGUCACAUGUCCUCGGUGGACGCCACAGACGAGGGCCUACGGGAGCGGCUGGCCGAAGCCAUGUCCGAGUCGCCCAGCAGGGACAUCGUAGGAUCCGGGACAGAGCUGCAGAGGGAAGGCAGCAUCGAGACGCUCAGCAACAGCUCCGGAUCCGCCAGCGGCAGCAUUCCGCGCAACUUCGAAGGCUACCGGUCCCCUCUUCCCACCAACGAGGGACAGCCCCUCAGCCUCUACCCCGGGGGCUUCCCCUAACACGUCCUCCUCCCACCCUGUCCCAUUAUGGACUAACCUCUUUUCUCCAGCUAUGCCUGGACCGUCGCUGUGGUAUGCAACGUUGAUGUUACCUUCCACCAAACCAGCCGCCCAGUGAUGAAGAUUGAAAAGCUUUUCGAAUCGGCCGUCGCAUUUAAGACACCACCUGUACGCAGGUGUUCACUAAAUAAGUUUCUGGAUUUGGACUUUGAUUAGAAACAUGUCGUUUAGUGUGAUACAGUCUGUGUGAGGCAGAGUAUGAAUGAAAGAGAAUGAUGCAGAGAGAAGGCUUCUGCAGACGUGAUGUAUGUUGCUUUAAGGCUGUUUGGAAUGUUAUUUUGCCUUCUCAGCUAGAUGCAUGUCACAAAAUGUGUGUGUGUGUGUGUGUGUCUAUCAAUCAUACAGUAGCUUCAUGUAUGUGUUUUUUUUUAUUCAUCAACCAAAGCUGAGGUGUCUCGGUAUGAUUUAUUUGAUUACAGUCAUAGUUUCAAAGUUGUUAAAGAAUCCGGAUUAUGUUCCAUUUCAAUGUAUAACUGCAUUUACAUUGAGUAUAUUUACAAUGCUUGUUUAUGAAAAAAAAAAAGUCCUUUGAAGACAUUUCUGGACAGAAUAUUUUGAAUCUAUUUUAAUAGAUAUUUACUGUUAAUAAUUUUAAACCUAAAUUUGCUUAAAUUUGUUGCCAUUGACUCAUAUAUUUAGUUGUGCUCUAAUGAUACUUAAUGGUUACACAUAUCUCUCAAUAUUUCUUUGUAUAUUUAAUUCUGAUUUUAACCCAUUAAGGGUGCAUGUGCGUGUGUGUGUUUGUGUGUGUCUUACAUUUCCCUUUUAAACUUAGUGGUAAAUACAAGGUUUAUCACUUACUUGAGAAGGGACAUUGCUUUAGAAUUAUUUCCAUGUUUUAAGAUAUGCUUUGUGAAUGUUGAGAGAAUGUUGUCUGGCCAGUUCUCGGCUCAAACCCUCAUUAUCCGAGCGACUCUUAAGUGGUCCGAGAUGUCUAGCCAGCGCUCCCUGCCUGUAGGAAUAUGUUUAGAAGGAGGUGAUGAUGGUACAGCAGGCCUUAUUUGUCCUUCUCAGUGUGCACAUGCUCUCGUACUGUUAAUAUAUGCUUUCGUCUUUAUGGCUUACAAGGGAUGCGUUUCCUUAGACUGGACUGGACGGGCAAUGUUGCACAGAAGUGGAAGUGGAGUGGAGCUGCAGGGACAUUAGGGGAGUGCGCUGUAUCAUCUCAGCUCAGCCUGCAGUUCCAUGAAAGUGAGCAUGGCUGCCCUGGGCAGAGUAGUGCAUGUGGCCAGCCUGAGGCGUGUCCGACCAGGGAGCCUCUCGCUGAAUGAUUUACAAGGGGGCAAAUCUGGCAUGACUGUAUUUCCUGUGAAUGCACUGCACAUGCUUUUUAUGGACUGUAAUACGCUUUUGUAAAACACCCAGUUUAUCCUGUUGUUGAAUAUAAAUCCAUGCAGUUGAAAUUGUCAAA
Electrophorus electricus (electric eel) is the source of this 4341-nucleotide messenger RNA. RefSeq names its product BCAS3 microtubule associated cell migration factor (gene bcas3). Gene Ontology annotation, biological process: response to starvation; autophagy. Lineage: Eukaryota; Metazoa; Chordata; Actinopteri; Gymnotiformes; Gymnotidae. The record is from RefSeq and is a predicted model, not a curated record. Gene Ontology annotation, molecular function: protein binding. Gene Ontology annotation, cellular component: cytoplasm.